Zea mays is the source of this 1772-nucleotide messenger RNA. RefSeq lists its product as uncharacterized. The record is from RefSeq and is marked validated. The coding region runs from base 240 to 1496 and encodes 418 amino acids. NCBI's taxonomy places the organism in Eukaryota, Viridiplantae, Streptophyta, Magnoliopsida, Poales, Poaceae. The transcript has 5 exons.
UAGCCCGCCAUUAAUGCCGCUACUAGCCCGAGCUCCACGAGAUCAGAGAGGCGGCGGCUGGGCUGAGGCCCCGUGUUCGCGCCAGGCCAGGCGUGGCCACCGUGACACGCGCCGACGCCGUUUAUAAAAGCGCACCGCCGCCGCCCGCCCUCGCCUCGGGUUCUGCAUGCUCUGCGCCUCACUCUCUGUCACCGCGCGUCCGUGUCCGUCACCAGACCUUGGCGGCCGCGUAGCGUAGGAUGCUCACGUGCAUCGCGUGCUCCAAGCAGCAGUUCUCCGGCGGCGGCCCGCCACUGCACGAGCCGCCGGAGGACGACGAUGUCGUUGGUGGAGGCGCCGGCACCAGCGCCGGCGCGGCGACGCCGAGCACACGGCACGCCAUCAAGGCGCUCACCGCCCAGAUCAAGGACAUGGCGCUCAAGGCGUCGGGCGCGUACCGGCAAUGCAAGCCCUGCGCGGGCUCCUCGGCGGCGGCCUCGCGGCGGCACCACCCGUACCACCACCGCGGCGGCAGCGCCUUCGGGGGCUCCGACGCCGACUCGGGGGCCUCCGACCGCUUCCACUACGCGUACCGCCGCGCGGGGAGCUCGGCGGCCUCGACUCCGCGAUUGCGCAGCGGAGGCGCCGCCCUGUCGAGUGGCGACGCCACGCCCUCCAUCAGCGUGCGCACCGGCACCGACUUCCCCGCCGGCGAUGACGACGACGACGAGAUGACGCCAGAAGCCACUGGCGGAUGUGGUGGCAAGGACGACGACGCCAAGGAGUGGGUGGCGCAGGUGGAGCCCGGUGUGCUCAUCACUUUCGUCUCACUGGCGGAAGGUGGCAACGACCUAAAACGCAUUCGAUUCAGCCGUGAGAUGUUCAACAAAUGGGAAGCACAAAGAUGGUGGGCUGAAAACUAUGACAAAGUUAUGGAACUUUACAAUGUGCAGAAGUUUAAUCAAACUGUCCCUCUCCCAGCUACCCCAAAAUCUGAAGAUGAGAGCUCCAAGGAGGACAGCCCGGUGACACCACCACUGGACAAGGAAAGGCUACCCCGCACUUUCCACAGACAAGGUGGUGGAGCGAUGGGCUCCUCUUCAUCAGAUUCUCUCGAGCAUCACUCAAACCACUACUGUACUGGCCGCCACCACCACCACCACCACCAUGGACACCAAUGCUGUGAUUCAAUGGGCCUGGCAUCAACGCCAAAGCUGUCAAGUAUCAGUGGAGCCAAAACAGAAACCUCAUCGAUGGACGCGUCAAUGAGGACAAGCUCGUCACCUGAGGAGAUCGACAGGUCUGGUGAGCUCUCGGUGUCCGUCAGCAAUGCGAGCGACCAGGAGAGGGAGUGGGUCGAAGAAGACGAGCCAGGCGUAUAUAUCACAAUCCGGGCUUUACCUGGUGGGAUCAGAGAGCUUCGCCGCGUUCGGUUCAGCCGGGAGAAGUUCAGCGAGAUGCAUGCCAGGCUGUGGUGGGAAGAGAACCGAGCGAGGAUACACGAACAAUACCUCUGAGAAGAGACGCCCGACACCAUCAGCAGCACGAGCACAUGAAUAGAGCUGGCACUAACACAUCCACAUGCAUUUCCAGCUUCAUACGAUGUUUUGCUAACCUAAGAGGUCCGGUUUCCGGUAUUUUACAUUUCGUUCAGUCUCACGUGUGGUGGUGGUGGGGUGGGAGGAUAGUGUACGUAUUUCACAGUUUCACUACUGAAUCUGUAGGUCUCGUUUUUCAUCAAUAAUGUAUAUCUACCUGUUGUUUCCCAUAAGACAAAUUAGCAUGCUUGUGUU